Messenger RNA from Python bivittatus (Burmese python), 2019 nucleotides. It is a transcript of the gene CYRIB, whose product is annotated as CYFIP related Rac1 interactor B. NCBI's taxonomy places the organism in Eukaryota, Metazoa, Chordata, Lepidosauria, Squamata, Pythonidae. The record is from RefSeq and is a predicted model, not a curated record. Gene Ontology annotation, biological process: regulation of actin filament polymerization. Gene Ontology annotation, molecular function: small GTPase binding.
UGACGUUGUCGUCGACCAACCCGGAAGCUUCGUUGCCUUCGCAAGAGGUUGCAGGAAUCUGGUUCCCUUUUUCAUUUUUCUUCUGCUGGGGGGUCUGCAAUUUCCCGCCUGCCUCCGCCGGGCCAGUGCGUGGAAUCGGCGCAAAGCAGCGAACGGCUUCAUACAAAAGCUGGUACAUCUUCCGUGGAAGGAGUAAGCGUCUACAGAAGUUUCAAGACAUAGUUACCUGAUUGGGAACAAAAACAGAGCAGCACUGGCUGAAGGCAUCUUAACAUGGGGAACCUUCUUAAAGUUUUGACAUGCACAGACCUUGAACAGGGACCAAACUUUUUUCUUGAUUUUGAAAAUGCUCAGCCUACAGAAUCAGAAAAAGAAAUUUAUAAUCAGGUAAACGUAGUGUUAAAGGAUGCAGAAGGAAUCCUGGAAGACUUACAGUCAUACAGAGGAGCUGGUCAUGAAAUACGAGAGGCAAUACAGCAUCCCACAGACGAGAGGCUGCAAGAGAAGGCGUGGGGUGCAGUCGUCCCCCUAGUGGGCAAACUAAAGAAAUUCUAUGAAUUUUCUCAGAGGCUAGAAGCUGCUUUACGAGGUCUCCUUGGGGCCCUGACAAGCACUCCAUAUUCUCCCACACAGCACCUGGAGCGAGAGCAGGCUCUUGCUAAACAGUUUGCAGAAAUCCUUCAUUUCACGCUUCGGUUUGAUGAGCUGAAGAUGACAAAUCCUGCAAUUCAGAAUGAUUUCAGUUAUUACAGAAGAACCUUAAGUCGUAUGAGAAUCAACAAUGUCCCAGCAGAAGGGGAAAAUGAAGUAAACAAUGAAUUGGCCAACAGAAUGUCUUUAUUUUAUGCUGAGGCGACACCAAUGUUGAAAACCUUAAGUGAUGCCACAACAAAAUUUGUUUCGGAGAACAAGAAUUUACCUAUAGAAAACACCACAGAUUGCUUAAGCACUAUGGCCAGUGUUUGCAGAGUCAUGCUGGAAACCCCGGAAUACAGAAGCCGGUUCACAAAUGAGGAGACAGUAUCAUUCUGUCUGAGGGUAAUGGUGGGUGUUAUAAUCCUCUACGACCACGUGCAUCCGGUGGGUGCUUUUGCAAAAACUUCAAAAAUUGAUAUGAAAGGAUGCAUCAAAGUUCUCAAAGACCAGCCUCCAAACAGUGUAGAAGGCCUUCUAAAUGCUCUCAGGUACACAACAAAACAUUUGAAUGAUGAGACUACCUCCAAGCAAAUUAAAUCUAUGUUGCAAUAACAGUUACCUGGAAAGUAUGUCCCUGCUGUAAACAGUAUUCUGCAAUGACUGAGAUGCACAGAUUUUUUUUUUAAGUGAUUGCAACUACUAUCUUGUUCAGUCUUGCUUUCAGUUCCCCCCCCCCCCAUGUCCUCUCUUCCAUAAAAAAGAAAAAAAGCACGUUCUUGUUCUUGGGUAAGCUGAUAACUUCUUUUCUGUGCCAAAAUCAAUGAAAUUUAUCAUCUCUGGAAGGUAAUUUUUUUACUUUUCAGAAUCGCCAUUAAAUAUGGCAGCUAAUUCUGCAUUGCGUUUUGGAUUUCUCUAUAUGAGAGAAAGUUCUGUGACUUGAACUAAAUAUUUUUAAACGUGGUUUUUUUUUCUUUUUGUUUUUGAAAAACUAAUAUUUAAUAUUGCUUCUUGUGCAUGGCAAAACUGCCUAUUUCUGCUAUUUAAAAAAGAAAGAAAUCCUCGGUGACUUCAUUUUCUAUUGCAGCUUUUUUAUGUGCAACCAGGAGGAAACUUAAAAGCAGAUUUGUUUAAAUUAACUGUGUUUGUACAAAUGGUACCCAACACAAAGAUUUUUUUUAAGAAAGAAACUAGUAAAAAUUGUUUGUUUUAAAAAAAAGUUCAGUUUGCAUUUUGACUCAUUUUUGUAAGGAUGUAUGUUGUAUGUUUAAUAACUAAUGUUUUUCCAAAAAAAAAAAAAGUGGUGUGUGCGUAGCCAAAUUGCGUAUGCAUGUUUGUGUCAAAGGAUUGGCUGUGGAAACAACAAUAAAAUUCAGCUUUCAUUUU